GGUUCAUCGUUAUAAGAACAAAAAAUAUAUGCACACUCUUAAGACAUUGUUGUACUCUACCUUCAAGAGAUUAAAAAGGCUUAUUUGUUUCGAUCUUUUGAGUUCGCUUCUUCUUGGUCUUAUACUUAGUGCUUCAUCUUCAAGCUUUCUUCUUCGGUACCUAUAUCCGUUACUCGAUUCUCUUUUAGCAUUCCUUUUCCAUCAACGUUCAAACAAAACCCACACAUAUCUCUCUCCGACUGUAAUGUAUAUGAUCACAUUUUAGGAGAGAGAGAGAGAGAGAGAGAGAGAGAGAGAGAGAGAGAGAGAGAGAGAGAGAGAGAGAGAGAGAGAGAUGGCACUAGAGACAAUAGUAUAUUCACAAGGGCAAAUUGGUAAUGUUGGGUACAAUUAUGUUUUCCAGGAAGAUCAUAUUUUCGGUGGGUUUUUGGAGGGUACCAAUCAUACUAAUCAUCAUCAAGAAUCAGCAAGUGUCCAGGAAUAUUGGGGAGAUUACUCUUCAUCUUCUUCAGCAAUGCAUAUUAAGGACCAAUGGGAUCCUAAAUCUUCACCGGACGAUUGUACUGGCGGUGGCGAAUGCGACAGAUAUUUUCUUGGGGAACUAUUUUCACCUGACAGCCACAGGGACAUGAAGGUGGAAUCAUCACCAACUGCCACAGUGGCAACCACCACGGCCACGGCGGCUGGUCGGAGGAAGCGGAGGCGCACCAAGAGUGGUAAGAAUAAAGAGGACUUAGAGAAUCAAAGGAUGACUCAUAUUACCGUGGAGCGCAACCGCCGGAAACAGAUGAAUGAAUAUCUAGCCGUGAUCCGUUCAAUGAUGCCAUCUUCUUAUGCUCAAAGGGGUGAUCAGGCAUCAAUAGUUGCAGGAGCCAUAAACUUUGUGAAACAAUUAGAGCAUCAAGUACAAACGCUGGAGGUUAAGAAAAGCGCGAAUCUUAAUGGCUAUUCUCCACCGUCACAGCCCUUUAAGGAAUUCUUUACAUUCCCACAAUACUCUAUUGGCCGGGCUAUUUAUGAUGAUGGUGGUGGUGGAGGUGGUGGUUCAGCCACCAAGACCAAAAACCGGCCACCUGCUAUGGCUGAAAUCGAAGUGGCAAUGGUGGAAAGCCAUGCAAACCUUAAGAUACUUUCCAAGAAACGGAAGAGACAGCUCUUGAAGAUGGUAGCUGGUCUACAGUGUUUAUGGUUAACUAUUCUUCACCUUAAUGUUACCACAGUUGAGCAAAUGGUUCUCUACACUCUUAGUGUCAAGCUUGAAGAUGGAUGCCAACUGAGUACAGUAGAUGAGAUUGCAGAUGCUGUUAAUUUCUUGUUGUGCAGAAUUGAAGAAGAGUCGCUUUGUUCUAAUUAGUUAAGUUCAAGAAACUCGAUGUUUUUAUGGUAUUAUGGGUUUUAAUUGUAAUCUAUAAAGUUAAUUAUUCUCAUCUACUUUUUUUAGUUGUUCAUUUUUUAUUACAUUUUUGUGGUUUGGAGACAAGUGUAGUUACCUGAAUGAUGUCCACCCUUUUAACAA
Molecule: messenger RNA, 1516 nt
Organism: Lactuca virosa
Lineage: Eukaryota; Viridiplantae; Streptophyta; Magnoliopsida; Asterales; Asteraceae
Source: the annotation of a GenBank genome assembly